Plasmodium vivax (malaria parasite P. vivax) is the source of this 1950-nucleotide messenger RNA. RefSeq lists its product as hypothetical. The transcript has a single exon. Bases 976 to 1413 code for a protein of 145 amino acids. The record is from RefSeq and is a predicted model, not a curated record. NCBI's taxonomy places the organism in Eukaryota, Apicomplexa, Aconoidasida, Haemosporida, Plasmodiidae.
GCGCGGAAAAAUCAUGCACCAUUAAAAUUUCUUCAUUGUUUGGUAAAUUUACAAAAUAAAAAAAACUUACAUAUAUACUUAUUACAUUACAUCUUUGCGUAAGAAAUAAUUUUCACUUUUUCACGAUUUGCAACUGCGCAUUUUGCCACGAUUGUGAGUUCCCGUUUUUUAUUUUUUGCGAAAAGGAAUGGAUUCGCGAAACAGUUGAAAAAAAAAACUGUCAGCGUUUUGCGAGUUAAUUUUGGACCACUCAAAUGACGCGCGAAAAAGAAAAUUCGCAAACUGCAGAUCGAUAAGGCGGCGAGCGGCAGAUCGAUGCAGCGGUGAGCGACAGAUUGAUAAAUCGCCAAACGACAGAGCGACAAUUUGCCGAACCAGUUACGUACCACUCACGUACCACCCGCGUGUCGAUUUAUUGCCGCUCCAAGUGGGCAAAAUAGCAACACUACUCCAAAGAGGCGCAACUUUGAUUCCCCCGCAAAAGUUAACCGCCCAAAUUUCGUUUUCGUGGAAAACAUAAUGUAAUAACCCUCCAUCGGUUAAUUCGUCAUCGAAAGGGAAAUUAUUUUUUUUUUUUUUACGAAUUGUUCCCCGCCCCUCUGAGUUAUAUUACCUUCCAAAUUGAUGCUUCGAAAGGUUUUGCAGAAAGGGAGCGCUUGUGUUUGUGAACGUGAAUAUAUGUGUAGACCCUCUCCCCCGUUAUAAAUUGCUCACUGCGGAUUUUUCGCAAAGGUGCGCGUACGAGUACACGUGUAGAGGUGCACCUACAUAUGUGCGGAUGCAUAUAUGCUGAUACGUAUAUGCUCGUACAUACACGUUCUUAUAUAUACGUUAGCACAUCCUGAGCCGUGUCCCAUUUAAAAGGGUUUGCCACCCAACCUGACCAAGUCGUGCCCAUUUUCACCGCCGAAAAUCGGCUUCUCUUCUACACAUCCUUGCCUUUGUGGCCAACCGUUUUUCUUUUAUACACUGCUUAUGUACGAAGUUCACAAAAUGGGUCUCAAAAAGUGCGUCAUUUUUUUUGCCUUUUUUAACUUCAUUUCGUAUGUAAAGAAAGAGGGCAACGACUCAUGCCUGUGCCAUCCAAUCCCAUUUCCAAUGCCCCAACCCGAACCCGAUUACAUGGAUGAGCCCGCACCUGCGCUAGAACCAGAGGCACAACCACAAGCAAACCCAGAUGACGGAAAUACGAACAACAAUUUCUUUAAUUUUUAUAACAAUGGAAAUUUCAAUGGAGGAAAUGAUGAUGGUGAUGACGACGACGAUGAUGACGAUGAUGAAAUAAUUGACAACUCCAACGAUGAUAAUAAUGACGACGAGGAUAUCGAUAACGAUGAUGAUGACGAUGAUGAAGAAAUUAACGAAAAUGAAAAGAAAAAUAACCAAAAUAAAAGAAAAAGAAAUAAUUUGUAGGUCUCUCCAGUUAGUAGAAGAGCCAUGUUUGUGAAGAGGAGAUGGAGGAGAGAACUCCACGGGGGGGGAGUGUACCGUCCGUAGUGGCACACCAACCCGCAGACGCGUUUGAAGUGAACCGUCGCCUCCUUUGUUUCAUCUUAACUUAUUUUUAAAUACCAUUUGGAAGCAUUCGCCUUCUUACGUGAUGGUGCGUCUCCUCUGUACGUGUAUAAAGCUAAGCAGGGUGUACAGACGGAAGACUCCUUUCCGGCGUGCCAUCUUGAAGCCCAUCUGAUGUUCCCCUUCCCCGUACUUUAGUGAUGUCCACUGUGGGAAGGUGCUAUCUGUAUAUGAAGCGGGUGAGUCUGUUCUCGCGCUCCCCCUACACCUUGAUCACAGCAUAUUUAGCUUUUUCCUCUGUAAAAUUUGCCAAUAUUUUUAAUCGCCUUUUUCUGUCAACGAAAAGAACGAAGCAAAAGCACACACACCCCUGUUGUGCACCCCUCCUUUUUUUUUUUUCAUUAUUUUUCCAUGUGAUAAUAAUCAUGUUUAACC